Messenger RNA from Melanotaenia boesemani (Boeseman's rainbowfish), 2975 nucleotides. RefSeq names its product adaptor related protein complex 1 associated regulatory protein (gene ap1ar). The record is from RefSeq and is a predicted model, not a curated record. Gene Ontology annotation, molecular function: AP-1 adaptor complex binding. The coding region runs from base 117 to 1016 and encodes 299 amino acids. Gene Ontology annotation, biological process: negative regulation of cell motility; regulation of Arp2/3 complex-mediated actin nucleation; negative regulation of substrate adhesion-dependent cell spreading. Lineage: Eukaryota; Metazoa; Chordata; Actinopteri; Atheriniformes; Melanotaeniidae. The transcript has 10 exons.
GAAGUGGUUCGAGCACACUGGGCUUGAAGAUGUCGCUCCCUGCUGCGAUGCACCAGCAGCAGCUGUCAGGAAAGUGCUAGCUAAGCAGCUAGAUACCAGUAACAUCUGACAAUGCGAUGGGUAACUGCUGGGCUUACUGUGUUGGGCUUUUCAGGAGAGAAGCCAACAGGAUCCAGAGAGGAGGCGGGUCAAAAUACUUCCGCAGCAGUACAACAGGGGAGCAUUAUACGAUAGAGUUUGAAAACCUGGUAGAAAGUGAUGAGGCUGAGAGUCCACAGCCCUGCCCAAAGCCUAUCAGCGAAGAUGAGAUAAACCACCUGAAAGAGCAUCGCUACGCUGCUAUCUCCGACAAACAAGUCAUGAUAGACCAAAAACUACAAGCUGAGUUAGAGGCACAAGAGGAGAAGUUGAGGCUAGAAGAGGAGGCUAGAAAUGCCGCCCAGCGUGAGGCCGCCAGGCUGGCACGAGAGCGAAAAUUAAAGGAGCAGUCUGUCCAGAGGACCCGGGGGAAAGCCGACGGCUCCAGCAGUGAAACCCAGCAACGAAAACAAACCUCCGGGGAGGAUUUUGAUGUCUACCUCCAGAAUGUUAAAGCUCAGUCUGAAGCUUUCAGGAGCAACAGACUUCCCUCUGACACAAACGCUGUGACACCCAACACGGAGUACAGCUGGGAUUUCACCACCAAGACCCGCUCCACCAAUGAUGAUGGGACCUCGCUGGAUCUGGAGUGGGAGGAUGAGGAAGGAAUCAAUCGUGCGCUGCCAGUCUGGGAGCGGUCUCGGACGGAGGAGGACAUCCUGCGCGCAGCUCUGAGGCCCGGCUCGAAGCCGACGACCAGCGGGCCGACCUCGGCCUCAGAGGACUCCAGCGCUCUGGAGUGGGAGAACGAUUUUGUGAGUACUCACCCAGAGGACAGCGCAGACGCCGAGUUCGAAGGGUUCGUCAAUCCCGUCCUAGACACUCCCUCCGAGGACACCUCGGACUGUGGCCUCAGGUCGGACAACCAGGACAGAUAGUGUCCGGAACCAAAGGAGACGUUUGUCGGGCCCCCUUCAUGACAAAACCCACCAGCUUCUUGCCUCAUGAAACAGAAAUGUACCUUCAUGCUGUCGGUUUUCUGUAAAGAAACUGUGGUGCUGCUGGAAGAUGUGGAUCUCCUCACCAUGGUACGGUUCUGUCAAACUCAUCAUUUCAGUGCCUUCAUUUGCUACAUCAGCCAACCAUUUUAUGCAUCGUAAUGAGCGGGUUACAUCCAUCUCCAUCUUACACGUUCUCCAGUAAGUGCUUCUUUUCAGUAAACAGUGCCCAAGUGGUCGUACCAAAACCAGAAUGUCGCCUGCCUGGAUGCUUAGAGCCCAUUAUUCUCACGCAUGGAACAGGUUUCACUGCUUACUGAGGGAGGAAGUAUCCUUUUUAAAUCCCAGUGCCUGGGGACCAAAUACGGUUCCAAGCUUAGCGCUGCACUCAGUGGCAGUGUGUGAAUGUCCCAGCUUAACUUUUGUUAGGAUGGGAUGAAACCAACAGAAGCACAAAAAUACAUUUACACAGGAAAUCUGCGUCAUUUAAGUCCCUCCUAUGACUGAUUCAAGUGUGUGAUAGCAAAGAAAAAGAGGAACUGAAUCCCAAUCAAGAGCAAAAAAAUCUAUUAAACUAUUUAGCCAAAUUAUUAAUGUAAUAAAUUCACCCGCUUUUUUAAGUUUUGGUUGUUUCCUCACUUCUUCUGGGGCAGUUGAAUUUCAUCACUGGUUUUCAAACUGACAGGUUACACAACAUUAUCAGUCAUAAAAAGAUGGAAGUUAUAAACCUGUUUUAACACAUUGGGACAAAGAACAAUUGAUCUUCUUUGAUGUUGUGCCUGUAGAUAACGGUGAUGUUGACAGACCACUGCAGAGUAAAAAAAGAUAAAGAAUUAAUAAAAACUUUAUAUUUGUGAACAAUUAUGAGCAGCUGGUUUAAGCUCUCAAAUGUUUUCUAUAGCUUUCUAUAAGAAGCUGAGACAUGACUUACAUUUAGUGUUUCAGAAUACACCCAAAUUUUACUGAAGUUGUGGAAUUAGUAGGAUCUUUUUUUACUCUCCCUUUUCCCUCUUUUUUAAAAUAGAUUUUUCUAUUUUUUGAUUUUUUGGUGGGGGUUGGGGGUUCUUUCUUGGGGACAAGAUCAUGUUAUGAUUUUAUUUCAGCUGUACUGUGCUGACAGGAUUAACAGGCAACUUCUGCUACUUAACAAGGCAAGCGCAACAUAUAAAUAUUAGCAUAUGCACUGACUAAAAAGAUGCAAUUAUUUGAUCAAAUCAGAGGUUUUACCACAUUUUCCUCCUGAAAUCUGCCUUGAAAUCCUGCCCCCUGCUGGGAUCAGGAUAAUCCUGUUUUCUUGGAUCAAAGUCAUCCAGAACCUAUUUAGAAGUUGUGAACAACACAACCUGAAGGCAGGUCACAACUAGCAUUGGUUACAUAAUCCAAUCCGAUUUCAGAAUCCUUCUUUCUGUUUUUGAAUGACCAUUUUCAAGAUUUGAUCCAGUCCGAUAACCGAAAUCUGAUCAGAUUACAUUCGAACAACCGGCCCCAUGAGAGAAAUCUGUUGUCGCAAAGUUACAGUUUUUAUGUCAUUCAUUAGAGUUCAUCACCUUUAAUGGGCACAGUCUCAAAGAUGAUCAAAUAUCUUAAGUUACAUUUAUUUCUUUAGCAGAUUAUUUUAUCCAAAGUGACUCAGUAAAGAGCAGGAAAAUAAAUGUGUGUUAACAGCCAGCGUUAGGAAGUGAAAGAAGAAAAACUAAUUCCGUGGGAUGUUUUUCUCAUUUUUCCUUCCUGUAUUUCAUUUAGUUGCUUGUUUAGUGGCAGCAGUGGGAAUUGAUUUCCAAACCGCGUGCUAGCCAGCUACACUCUCAAAUAAAACAGUUUUCAUUCACAGAUAAAAAAAAAAAACAUCCUCACUCUUGUUUUGUUUCCUCGUGAUAAUAAAAGAUGCAUUUUUCUUAA